GUUAAGAGAAAUCUGUUACUUGUCAUUUUUGUAACCACAUUCUUUCAUUUCACUUAGUUUCUGUGCCCAGUCAUCAACUGUGUAGUAGUUUUAAAUCAAGUGAAUUUGUGUUCUUGUGAAUUAAAUCUUCAAGAAAAAUGUCGAAAGCACAAAAUAAAGGUUUUACAAAAGAGGAAGAACUUCUCCUUCAAGAUUUCAGCCGUAAUGUAUCAACAAAAUCAUCAGCCCUGUUCUAUGGAAAUGCCCUGAUUGUGUCUGCAGUUCCAAUAUGGUUAUUCUGGAGAAUACACAUGAUUGAUAUUUAUUCCUCCUUGAUCUUGUUCGCAGUCAUCACAGCUAUUUCUACCUAUUUAUUGGCUAUGGCAUACAGAAACACAAAAUUCACCCUAAAACAUAAGAUUGCUGUAAAGAGAGAAGAAGCUGUUACCAGAGACUUGAGCAAAAAACUAGCAGAAGACAAGAAAAUGAGCAAGAAAGAAAAAGACGAGAGAAUUCUAUGGAAGAAGAAUGAAGUUGCUGACUUCGAAGCUACUACUUUCUCCAUAUUCUACAACAAUGCCCUAUUUUUAGCCAUUGUUAUUCUUGCUAGCUUCUAUUUGCUUCCAGCAUUCACACCAGCAGUCAACUACACCCUUUCCAUUGGCUCCACAUCUGCGUUAUUAGCCUUAUUGUCAACUGGAUCACAUUAAGACUUGUUUAUUGAAUCUGUGGUAUUGUUUUAUAGUACCAUUUUGUUCAAGUGUAAAUAAGAGGAUGAAAUUAACAUCAACAAUAUCUAAAUAUCCUGUAAGGUUUGAGUAGAGCUGUUGAAAAUAUAUGUAUAUAUUGUUUACUUUUUGGAAAACAUAUGGUUUAAUUGACAUCUUUUCUUUAAAUCAUGUAUAUUAUCAAAACGUAAAGAAUUUUAAAGACUAUUUAUUAUGAUUUUCUGUAUAAACUAGACAUUAGGUUAUAUAAAACAAGUGACUAUUUCAUACUUUUCAUUACACCGUUAAUUGAGCUCUAUAUUCAUAUAAUUUAUACUGUUUCAAUAAAAAAACCAUUUUUUAAUAA
This is a messenger RNA of Diabrotica virgifera virgifera (western corn rootworm), 1053 nucleotides long. RefSeq names its product translocon-associated protein subunit gamma. Gene Ontology annotation, biological process: SRP-dependent cotranslational protein targeting to membrane. The transcript has a single exon. Gene Ontology annotation, cellular component: endoplasmic reticulum; membrane. The record is from RefSeq and is a predicted model, not a curated record. The coding region runs from base 138 to 689 and encodes 183 amino acids. NCBI's taxonomy places the organism in Eukaryota, Metazoa, Arthropoda, Insecta, Coleoptera, Chrysomelidae.